Messenger RNA from Clavispora lusitaniae ATCC 42720, 1026 nucleotides. RefSeq names its product ornithine carbamoyltransferase (gene ARG3). Gene Ontology annotation, molecular function: amino acid binding; ornithine carbamoyltransferase activity. The record is from RefSeq and is a predicted model, not a curated record. Lineage: Eukaryota; Fungi; Ascomycota; Pichiomycetes; Serinales; Metschnikowiaceae. Gene Ontology annotation, cellular component: mitochondrion. Gene Ontology annotation, biological process: L-citrulline biosynthetic process.
AUGCUCAAAAGAUUUUUCAGUCUGACCAUCACAAAACCAGUUCCAGCAAUGAGCACCUCCCCACGUCAUUUAAUUAGCAUCUCUCACCUUUCUAAAGAGGAAUUCAAUAGCUUGGUCGAGAAGGCCGCAGCAUUCAAAAAAAUAGUCAAGGCUGGUGACUCUGAAACAAUCAAAAAGAAUCAUGACAAGCUCUUGGGAAAAUUGGUUGCGCUCUUGUUUUCCAAAAGAUCGACCAGAACUAGAAUUUCUACCGAAGGUGCUGCAGCGCAUUUUGGUGCCCAGCCAAUGUUCUUGGGCAAAGACGACAUUCAGCUCGGUGUCAAUGAGUCCAUGUAUGAUACUACCCGCGUGAUUUCGUCCAUGACAUCUUGUAUUUUCGCUCGUGUGAACAAACACCAAGACAUUCUGGACUUGUGCAAAGACUCGACGGUACCGAUUAUAAAUUCGCUCUGCGAUAAGUACCAUCCAUUGCAGGCUAUUACUGAUAUCUUGAGUAUCAAGGAAGCCUUUGGGAAGACAAAGGGGUUGAAGUUGGCAUGGAUAGGUGAUGCGAAUAAUGUCAUUAAUGACUUGGCCAUUGCAGCAUUGAAAGCGGACAUUUCCGUCUCCAUUCUGACACCAAGCUCUGUUCAGGUUGACCCUUCUAUUGUGAAGACAGCACAGGAAAUCGUGGACGCCAGCAAUGGUUCUCUUUCGUUCGAGUUGGUGAACGAACCAGCAAAGGCGUUGAAGGACGCCAAUGUUGUGGUCACAGACACGUGGAUCUCAAUGGGAGAAGAGGAUGCCGCUGCCAAGAAAUUGAAGCAGUUCGCCGGCUACCAGAUCACACAGAAAAUGCUUGAAGAAGGUCAAGUAAGCUCCGAGUGGGUAUUUAUGCAUUGUUUACCAAGACACAAAGAAGAAGUGGCAGAUGAGGUAUUUUACAGCGACAAGUCGAUUGUGUUUGAAGAAGCCGAAAACAGACUUUACGCUGCUAUGGCCGUCAUUGAAGCUUUUGUGGUGAACAAGGGCGACUUGUUGAAGUGA